AUGGGUAAAAUUGUUUUUACUGGUUCCACUGGCGCACUUGGUUCAAGAGUUUUACGAUAUUUAUUUGAAUUUGGUGUUAACCCAAAAGAUAUAAUAAUAUCUGUUUAUAAUCCAAAUGGUAUUGAUCCUCAAUUAGAAAAAAUUGUUUUUGAUGUACGUCAUGGAGAUUACAAGAAAAAAGAAACUCUUGAAAAAGCAUUUCAAGGUGGAGAAGUUUUAUUUCUAGUCUCAUCUAUUACAAUUAACAAUGAGAAACGAACUGAAGAACAUCGAAAUGCUAUUGAUGCAGCAAUAAAUGUUAGAAUUAAGCAUAUUUAUUAUACGAGAUCAUCAAUUGCAGAUACAAGAGAUGUCGAAAUAAUGAAAGCACAUUUAAAUACAGAAGACUUACUUAAAUCAUCACCAGUUAAAUAUACAAUUAUUCGUGAAGGAUUUUAUUCCGAAGUUUNCGAUGAAAAUAUAAAUAAUUAUGAUAAUUACAUAGGUACAGUUAAAGACUAA
Rotaria sp. Silwood2 is the source of this 501-nucleotide messenger RNA. The record is from the annotation of a GenBank genome assembly. Lineage: Eukaryota; Metazoa; Rotifera; Eurotatoria; Philodinida; Philodinidae.